Molecule: messenger RNA, 2756 nt
Organism: Oncorhynchus mykiss (rainbow trout)
Lineage: Eukaryota; Metazoa; Chordata; Actinopteri; Salmoniformes; Salmonidae
Product: glutamate dehydrogenase, mitochondrial
Biological process (GO): L-glutamate catabolic process
Cellular component (GO): mitochondrion
Molecular function (GO): L-glutamate dehydrogenase (NAD+) activity
Source: RefSeq, a predicted model, not a curated record
GGAGGCGUCCAAGCCUUGGUGGUCAGCGCAGACUUAAAGUGAACGGGCGCGCACUUCCAACGGCCAUUCAGUCGGAAGAGGGGACACAGUGAAGGUGUGCUGCUGUGCCGUUUAGUCAUCCCUCCCUCUGACCGGUUAAUAGAUAGAUAGAAACCCCCGUCGCUGUUGUUUUACUCCCCCCCCGUUAAACGGUUAGAUCGAUCAUGUACCGGUACUUCGGGGAGCUGUUAUCCCGCGGGGCGGGCAGUGCCCUGGCCUCGGGCUGCGUGGAAUCUGCUCUCCCGGCAUCGGCCGCUCUGAUGCGGGUCCGACAGUAUAGUGAACAGCCCGACGACCCCAACUUCUUUCGCAUGGUGGAGGGUUUCUUCGACCGCGGAGCCGCCAUCGUUCAGGACAAGCUUGUUGAGGACCUGAAGAGCAGGGAGACCCCCGAGCAGAAGAUGAAACGAGUGAAGGGGAUUCUCCGCAUCAUCAAGCCCUGCAACCACGUCCUCAGCGUCUCUUUCCCCAUCAAGAGGGACAACGGAGAGUGGGAGGUGGUGGAGGGCUACCGCGCCCAGCACAGCCAGCACAGGACGCCCUGCAAGGGGGGGAUCCGUUACAGUGAAGAGGUGUCUGUUGAUGAGGUGAAGGCUCUGGCCUCUCUGAUGACAUACAAGUGUGCCGUGGUCGAUGUACCAUUCGGGGGGGCUAAAGCUGGUGUCAAGAUCAACGUCAAAAAUUACUCUGACAAUGAGUUGGAGAAGAUCACUAGAAGGUUCACCAUUGAGCUGGCCAAGAAAGGUUUUAUUGGGCCUGGUAUUGAUGUUCCUGCUCCUGACAUGAGCACUGGAGAGAGAGAGAUGUCCUGGAUCGCUGACACAUAUGCCAACACCAUCGCACACACCGACAUCAACGCCCACGCGUGUGUGACAGGCAAGCCCAUCAGUCAGGGCGGGAUCCACGGGCGUAUCUCGGCCACCGGUCGCGGAGUGUUCCAUGGCAUUGAGAACUUCAUCAACGAGGCGUCCUACAUGAGCAUGCUGGGCCUGACCCCCGGCUUCCAGGACAAGACCUUCAUCAUCCAGGGCUUUGGUAAUGUGGGUCUCCACUCCAUGCGGUACCUCCACAGGUACGGUGCUAAGUGUGUGGGCAUCGCUGAGUAUGACGGCAGCAUCUACAACCCAGAGGGCAUUGACCCCAAGCAGCUGGAGGACUACAAACUGCAACACGGUUCGAUCGUAGGUUUCCCCGGGGCUAAGCCAUACGAGGGCAGCCUUCUGGAAGCUCAGUGUCACAUCCUGAUCCCUGCCGCCAGCGAGAAGCAGCUCACACGAAACAACGCCCACAGGAUCAAGGCCAAGAUCAUUGCUGAGGGAGCCAACGGCCCCACCACCCCUGAUGCUGACAAGAUCUUCCUGGAGAACAAUGUCAUGGUCAUCCCUGACAUGUACCUGAACGCCGGUGGUGUGACAGUGUCCUACUUUGAGUGGCUGAAGAACCUGAACCACGUCAGCUAUGGAAGACUCACCUUCAAAUACGAGAGAGACUCCAACUACCACCUCCUCAUGUCUGUUCAGGAGAGUUUGGAGAGGAAGUUUGGAAAGCAGGGAGGACCAAUCCCUGUUGUCCCCACCGCUGACUUCCAGGCCAGAGUCGCUGGAGCUUCUGAGAAGGACAUUGUCCACUCUGGGCUGGCCUACACCAUGGAGAGGUCUGCCAGGCAAAUCAUGCGUACAGCCAGUAAGUACAACCUGGGUCUGGACCUGCGGACGGCUGCGUACGUCAACGCCAUCGAGAAGGUGUUCAAGGUCUACAACGAGGCCGGCAUCACCGUCACAUGAUCACCUUGUCACAGCCAGACCACUCCCACACCACCCUGCUAUUGGUUCACCCUGCUUCCCCAUUUUUCCAAUCAGCCUUCAGUACAUACCAGUGUUUACAUUAGAGACCCCCGCCUCCCGUUUAUACACACACACUGACACGUACUGUGUUCUGUGUCCCAUGACCUCGCCACAUCUCCCUGUAUCACGUGGGUAACUCAGUAUUCCUGUGUCCCAUGACCUCACCACAUCUCCCUGUAUCACGUGGGUAACCCAGUAUUCCUGUGUCCCAUGACCUCGCCACAUCUCCCUGUAUCACGUGGGUAACCCAGUAUUCCUGUGUCGUCCUGUUUCACUAUUGUCGUUCAGUUUGUGAAAGAAGCAGAUUGUAGCAGGAAGAUAGCUUUAAGACCCCCCCCCCUCCUAUAAGAGUUCCCUUUUGGCCAUUUUGUCUUGUUUGACCCUUGUGUUGCCAUGGUUUCAGACCACAACAAUGAAGUUGCCUUAGCUCUGACGGAGCUCUGUACUGAAAAGACACACAUACUGAAAUCCAUUUAAUGUUAACUCCGGACAUAUACUUUAUUUAAAGAAAGAGAUAGUUUUAAACUCUCACUUUAUGUCAGGGAAUGGUGAUAUAUGUGUUCCUCGGUUCUCCUCGCAGCGGGGUUAGAGGUCAGGGUUAGAGGUCAGGGCUCAGGGUUGUGCUGAGGAACACAGGGUUCUACUCCACUAUAUCAGUCCCCCCACAAUCCCCCCUACCUUCUGCUCCUAUCUUGUCCAAUCUGACCCUCCCCCAAACCCUCCGCUCCGCCAUGAGAGAGAGAGGAGGAGAGGAUCAUGGGAACAAGCGUUCUCCUUCUCCAGAAAGCCGUCCAAGCCCUUGCACGGAAAUUGCUUGGGGAAAUUUGUAUUGCCUUUUUUUUUGUUGAAAACCAAUAAAAUUCUGAGAACUGA